Messenger RNA from Ochlerotatus camptorhynchus, 540 nucleotides. RefSeq names its product cuticle protein 19.8-like. The transcript has 2 exons. NCBI's taxonomy places the organism in Eukaryota, Metazoa, Arthropoda, Insecta, Diptera, Culicidae. The record is from RefSeq and is a predicted model, not a curated record. The coding region runs from base 66 to 485 and encodes 139 amino acids.
AUCAUCAGUUCACCAAGUUCUCUUCUAGCUUCAGCAAGCCCCAAACCAAACCCUUAAACUUCAAAAUGUUCGCCAAAGUGAUUGUCCUCGCUGCCGUAGCCAUUGCUUGCGCUAACGGAAAGCCGCUGGUCGCUGCUCCGGUCGUGGCCGCUGCUCCAGCUGUAGUGACUGCCCAGAGCUCUCAGGUCAUUGCUCGUAACUAUAACGGAAUCGCUGCGGCUUACACUGCCCCACUAGCUGCUGCCUAUACUGCUGCUCCAGUUGCUGCUGCCUACACUUCCCCGUUGGCUGCUGCCUAUACUGCUCCAUUUGCCUCCGCUGCCUACACUGCUUACAAUGCUGCUCCAUACGCUGCUGCCUACACUGCUUAUAACGGUGCUCCAAUCGCUGCUGCCUACACUGCUUACAACGGUGCUCCAGUCGCUGCUGCUUACACCGCUGCUCCAGUUGCCGCUGCCUACAGCGCCUACCCUUAUGUUUUUUAAAAAAUCAACACCCUUUUUCCUUUCCUGAAUAAAUUGCACCCCUUGCAAAACCUGA